Xenopus laevis (African clawed frog) is the source of this 1008-nucleotide messenger RNA. RefSeq names its product leucine rich repeat containing 10B S homeolog (gene lrrc10b.S). The coding region runs from base 1 to 1008 and encodes 335 amino acids. The transcript has a single exon. Gene Ontology annotation, cellular component: cytoplasm. Lineage: Eukaryota; Metazoa; Chordata; Amphibia; Anura; Pipidae. The record is from RefSeq and is a predicted model, not a curated record.
AUGGGGGGCUCUGUGCCGAAGGGGGCCUCUGGUGAGGGUGCAGAUGAGCCUUUGCCCGAGGGUGCAGAAGAACAACUGAGUACCGGUGAUGGCAUUUUGGAAUUUAGUGGUCGUAAGAUGCCACGUCUUCCAGCAUCCAUCUGUAACCUGUCUGAGAGCCUUAAUAAGCUUUACUUGACUGGAACGAUGAUAACUGAACUGCCUGAUGACUUUUACCAACUAGAAAACCUGCGAACACUGGCACUAGAUGCCAAUAGACUGGCAGAGUUGCCAGAGGCUGUGUGCUCCUUGCCAAAGCUUGGUCGCCUGUAUAUAGGGGCCAACCACCUGCAAGGACUUCCUAUGUCCUUCGCAAGACUUCAGAGUUUGCGGAUAUUAUGGAUUGAACGCAACUUUCUAUAUCACUUUCCACGGGUGCUGUUGAGUUUGCCCGGGCUGCGCUGUUUACAGAUGGGGGAUAACCGCAUGAAGAGGCUUCCAAGCGAAAUAGCAACUGCCAUGCCCGGACUGAAAGGCUUCUGGUUGUAUGCAAACCGCUUCGACAGGGUCCCCAAUGCUCUCCUGCGCUUACAUGGCCUGGAAAUUCUAGAUCUUGACAAAAACCGCAUAACGGAAUUCCCUGACAUGAGUAGAAUGAAGGGACUGCGUUUGCUCGCUUAUGACCACAACCCUGUGACAUCGCCACCCAAGGUGGCAGCGACUGUGACUUUAGUAGGAGAGGGCGCUCAGGAGUUUAUGGAAGAGCGGGAAGAGCAGAGAAGACAAAGGGAGGAGGAAGAACAAGAGGAGAGAGAAAGGGAGCAGCAGGAAGCAGAGAACAAGGAAGCUGAACAGGGUGAGGAAGAAGGGCAAGAGGGACAUGAAGAAGAACUUUAUGAGAGGGAAGAGGCUAAGGAAAGAGUGGAAAACCCCAAUGAUCACUAUUACCCAGAGUAUGAGGAGGAGCAGGACUACAUGGAGGAUGAAGAAUAUUAUCCCGAUGAGGGACGGUAUUAUAACCAGUGGUAG